AUGUCUCGAAUUGUCACUGCUUUUAAUAGAACGGUUGUGGAAUAUUUUCGAAAAACAAGUCUCAAUGGUUUCGGCCUGCUUUACUUUAUACGAAAACGUCGAAUUCAGCGAAUCUUCUGGUUUUUGUUUAUUAGCUUUGGCAUACUUUUUGCUGGUUAUGCAGUGUUUGAAAUGAUUCUGGAAUUUCUCAGCUAUUCAACUAUUGUGGAUCUUUCGGAAUUAAGGGUUUUGGAAGAGGAAAUGAGUUUUCCUGAGCUAAAAAUAUGUAGUGGCUAUAGAUUUAGUCGCAGGAAAAUGCUAAGUUAUGCUAGUGAUUUAAAAAGUUCUUAUAAUAAAUCGAUGGAUUAUUGGUUCGAGAAAUUGUCAUUGCUUUCGGCUUAUUUUGAUCUUUUAUCUGUAAAAUCAGAGGAGGUUAAGGAUAUAAAUACCUUACUGAAUAUAAGUAAUAUUACUUCAAUUUUACUAAGUUUAACUCCCGCCUGUGAAACUCUAAUACUAAAAUGUGAAAUUAAUCAUAUAAAAGUGAAUUGUUCAGAAUUAUUUAUAUUAAAAGCUUAUAGCGAAGGUAAUUGUUGUGUUUUAAACAGGAAAAAUCUCACAGGAGAACUCUCGCUUUUCCUCGACUCCUCACAAGAAGAUGCACAUCCUUUAAAGGAUAAUUUCCCAGGGUUUAGCGUCCAUGCUCCAAGUUGGCUGGGUAGAAUUAGCAUUAACCCUGGUGAAAAAGCAGCUGUGGAAAUAGAAGUUAUGGAACUUCAGGGAAAUUCAAAAUUAAAAGAGUAUGCCAUAGAAAAGCGAGGUUGUUAUUUUCCUCAAGAGGGCGAAAGUAGGGAAAAGUGCCUUCACGGUUGUAGAACAAAAGCCACGCUAAUUAAUUGCCAGUGUGUGCCAUAUCCAUUUGAGUUAAGCAAGGAGAACUUUAAGCAUUGCACUUUGGAGAAUAUAACUUGUUUGCAGUUGGUAGAGGAAAACUGGUCACCAGCUCAGUGUCGCCAGUGUCUGCCUCUCUGCAAUCAAUUGUUUUAUAGAUUAAACAAACAUAUCCUGGGACAUUUGCAUCCUUGGCGCAGUGAAUUGAAUUUUAAAUUUAAAACAUCACGACGCCAGUUGUACAAAACAAAUAUACUCUACCAUUGGUAUCAGAUGUUGUCAAACAUUGGCGGCGUUCUGGGCAUUUGCAUUGGCUGCUCUUUCAUCAGCGGCUUCGAGUUGAUCUACUUUAUGGUCUUUCGCUUCUGGUCCAACUAUCUUCGGCAGCAGCCAGAGAUUUAA
Molecule: messenger RNA, 1272 nt
Organism: Drosophila takahashii
Lineage: Eukaryota; Metazoa; Arthropoda; Insecta; Diptera; Drosophilidae
Gene: ppk27
Product: pickpocket 27
Biological process (GO): sodium ion transmembrane transport
Cellular component (GO): plasma membrane
Molecular function (GO): ligand-gated sodium channel activity
Source: RefSeq, a predicted model, not a curated record